UCCGGCCGGACGAAACCUCCGUAGUCGAGAACGAGGAGACGGCGGCGGCGGCGGCGGCGGCGGCCCGAAGCUCAAGGAGACGGCGAGCAGCCGAGCGAACCCGCCAAGAAGUGCCGGCAAAAGGCGCCGUCAGUGAGGGCAAUAAGCGGGCUGGAGCCCUGGACCUUUUGUACUAUAGCGGAACGCGAGGGACGCCGCUGCCGCUGCCUCCGGCUCCUCCUCCUCCUGCUGCCAAACCAGUGACAGCUCAGCAGGCGAAGGAGGCGCGAGCCGAGCCCCUCUCGCCGAGGAGCCGCUGCCGCCGCCAGGUCCUUCCACUCAGGCGGGGGAAGCAGCCGCAGCCGCAGCUCCUCUCUUCCCCCUCACUCAAAGGCUGCUCUUGCCUGGCGCUGGGAUGCCAGCGCGGGUCCCCGAGUCCCGUGGCAGCCCCAACCCCGCCGUCGGUCUCGCUGCGGUAACCGCUCCCGCCUCCUCCUCCAAGCCGAGUCCGAAGGGGACGUCGCCCCCGCUGCUCCGCGCCGAGAGAUGAAGAGGCAGGGCUGGGGGAAGCCCAAUGCGCAGCUCCUGCAGGAUCGGGCGCGGAGCAAGACCGGCGACGGAGCAGCUGAGCGCGGAGGGCACCUCUUGGUGGGAGCUAUGCCGGAAAGUGCCGGGAGCCCUGGAGGAGCCGAAGGGACCCAGACAGCUCUGGAGUUGGAAGUCCCGUCUCGGGGAAGCUCUCCGUGCUCGGAGCAAAUGCCCGGGAGCACCGAAGUCUAUCCCGCCGAAGGAUUAGAAGGCUGUCCUGGGGAGGCAGCGGUGCAGUAUGGUGUGAGUUAUCCUUGUCUUCUGCGUCAAAACCAAGUGCUUCUGACAGCCCUAGAGGAGUUGCAGAUGCGCUGUGCCAGCCUGAAGAAGGACAACAGUCUGCUGCGUAAGACCUGCUUCCCAGAGACUCAGGAGAAGGUGAGGCAUUUGAAGAGGAAGAAUGCAGAGCUGGCGGUCAUUGCAAAACGUCUGGAGGAGAGAGCCAGGAAGCUGCAAGAGGCCAACCUCAGAGUGGUGAAUGCACCAAUAAAUGUGAAGAGCUCCUGUGCAGGACUGUGCAAAAGAGCGCUGGCACGCCAACGGGCCACAGAUCUCCAAGAACAAGCCAAUGCACUCCUGAUGAAAGACAAACAGAUCAAUGCUCUGCAGAGGGAAUGUCAAGAACUUCAAGCUAAAAUCAUGGGUGGAAAGGAAGGUCCUCCAUGUCUGCCUCUUCUAGAUUUCCAGCAUUUACUCCGAGAAUCUCAGAAGGAAGUGCUGCGGUUACAGAGACAGAUUGCUCUGAAGAAUUUUAAGGCAGCCCUGGAGCCCUGUGGUCAGGGAUCAGAAGACAUUUCUGUAGCUUUUGCAGUGGACUUGGGGCUCACCACAUCAGCCAGGACUACCUGCUCAAAUGGUUUUUCUCCUACAAGGGUAUCACAGCCAUGGGAGGAACUGUGCAUAGCAGUGGAGGAGACCAGCCAGUCAGAGACGGGACUGUUUCCUUUCGGAAGAGUACAAAGAAGUGAAGACACAUUGUUUUCUGCCCCUGAAGUCAAAGAGCAUGUGAAGCAUUUGGACUCUGAGCUCACAAAGAAGAGGAAGCAAUGUGAACAUUUGGAGCAUGAAGUAAAGAAGAAGCACAAGAGAUGUGCAGAGCUUGAGAUCGAACUGCAGGAAGUGCGGAGUGAUAAUGCCCGACUCUCUGAGGAGAAUGCCGUGUUACAGGGGCAAGUCGAGUGGACAGAGAAGGUUGAAUCUGAAAAUGCUGACUUAAGGCUGCAGGUUUCUGUAGUGACUGAGGAACGGGAUUUGGCUCUUCAGAAAACCCAGGAACUCCAGGACAGGCUGGAGAGUCUCGGGCAGGCACUCAAGCACAUGAGAGAUGUUGCAGAACGAAGGCAGCAGCUGGAACAUCAGCACGAGAAGGCCUUGCAGGCCUUGCAGAAGAAAAAAGAUGAGGUCCGACAGCUGCAGCAGGCUCAGGCUGAAGCUAGGAAAGAACACGAAGGAGCAGUGCAGCUUUUAGAGAAUUCCUUGGAUUCUAUGCAGGCCCGUGUGAGAGAGUUGGAAAACCAAUGUCGCAGCCACACAGAACAGUUUAACUUCCUCUCUCAGGAACUCAAUCGAUUUCGCCUCCAAACUGGAAAAUUAGGUCUUCCAUCCACUCCCUCCUUCUGUUCUUCCCUGGCGACUUCAGAGAUCGUCUUUGCUACUUGCAAGAGUUCUCCGCAGCUCCCCAAUGGCUUCAAGCAGAAAGAUCCCGAAAUUGUCCCUGUAUCUCCACGGAGCAGUAGAAAAGUUCAAGAUGAAGAGGUGGAAAGGUUCUCCCCUGUGGCACUUCGGCUCGUGGAUCCUGUGGUGUCUCCUGUGGCCCGAAGUCCAGAUACAAGCAGUCCCCCAGUUGCCUCAAAAAAAGCAAUCAAGAGGUUGGAAGCCCAGUCCAGCUCUUCCAGAUCUGAGUCCAUGCACAACAACAGCCCCAAAUCCUGCCCCACUCCUGAGGUGGAUACAGCCAGUGAAAUGGAAGAAUUGGACAUUGACAGCAUCUCAUUGGUACCUGAGCAGGAGAACCAUGAUCCAGUAAAACUUCAGGUCUUCUUGGCUCGAUAUAGUUACAAUCCUUUUGAUGGCCCCAAUGAGAAUCCUGAAGCUGAACUACCACUUACGGCUGGCGAGUAUAUUUACGUUUAUGGAGAAAUGGAUGAAGAUGGCUUUUUUGAAGGGGAGCUGAUGGAUGGCCGGAGAGGCCUUGUCCCUUCCAACUUUGUGGAGCGACUUGCAGAUGAUGACCUGGUUACUUUCUUGCCUCAGGAACUCCAUGAUCUCUCCCAAAGCUCCCCUCUUGAGCGGAGUUUUCUCAGCAUAAGUAUCAGCAGUGGAGAGAGAAGUGAUUAUUCCUCGGAGGAGCUCAAUGCCAGCACAGCUCCCUCUAGGCUAGAAGGGGACCAAGGAGAAGGAGGUAUUUCCAUUGCAGUGCCUUAUCCCAGAAAGGUGACUCUAAUCAAACAGUUUGCCUCUAGCCUCUUGGUGACAUGGGAUCCACCACUGGUGCCUAGUGGAAGCUGCUUGGAUGUCCAGAGCUACAAUGUCUAUGUGGACACUGAACUCCGGGAAAAUGUGAAGGCCAGUUCCCAGAUGAAGGCCAUGAUUGACAAACUGGACUUGAAAACAAAAGCCUAUCGUGUCUCCAUACAGAGCGUUUCAGAGAGAGGGAGCUCAGACAGACUGCAGUGCACGUUCCUGGUGGGGUGUGGUUUUGCCUUAGCUCCAAGUCAGCUCCAAGUGCGGAGUGUCAAGGCCACUUCCGUGGAGCUCUCCUGGAUAUCAAGCAACAGCAAUUUCCCACAUACCAUAUACCUCAACGGGGGAGCAUGUGAUAUAGUGAAGGCUGGAAUAUAUUGGUACACUUUUCGCAACCUGAACCCAAACACUUCCUACAUUGCCACAGUCGAAAUCCAGCCUCAACAGACUUUCUGGAAACCAUUCCCAGAGGUGGAGGAGCAGGUCUUGUCUGCAGAGAUCCAAUUCACUACACCUUCAGCAGGGUCUCCAGAUGCUCCGCUGGAUGUCCGAGUGGAUCCUGGCCCCACAUCUGGCAUUCUGGUCAUCAGCUGGUUGCCAGUCACCAUUGAUGCUGAAGGAUCAUCCAAUGGAGUGCGUGUCACUGGCUAUGCAGUGUAUGCCGAUGGACAAAAGGUGAUGGAAGUUACCUCCCCAACAGCUGGUAGUGUCCUGAUUGAGAUUUCCCAGCUGCAGAUUCUCCAGCUCUGUCAGGAAGUAACUGUAAGAACUGUCUCUCUUUAUGGCGAAUCGGUGGAUUCUGUGCCAGCUCAAAUCCCCUCGGCGUUGUUGGAAGAAGUAGACCGAUCUUCUGAAUCUCAAUUUCACUGUCACCCUUCCCGGCUUCUGGGUGGGGAAGCACAGGCUCUUCUUGUCACACGAACUUCUCAGGUUCCAGGGAAAGAACUGCCUUCUGCCACUAAGAACUCAGUUGCCAAACUCACCUUGCAGCCCACUAUUACCAGUGAAAAAUCUGGGGAUCACGUGCAUUCAGAGACAUCCUCCAGUGUCAAGGCUCCCUUGACACCAACAGUGCAGGCUGGGUCACCAGAACUUGGAACUCUUCCAAGAGAAGAAGAGAAUUAUCUUCUGCCCUCUGCAGGCAGUGUGGUGAAGGAAUAUCUGACUGUACUCAAGAAGGAGGAAUCUGGAGAAGACAACCAGGAACUGCUGCUCACUGUGACAAAACAGGAGCCACAUAUUUCAAGCAGUGGUGCUAAUAUCCUGGAGACCUUUGAAAGCUGCUCUGCAGAACAGGAGACCAAUGUCCCAUCCGAAAGAGAGCCAGAUAACAAUCAGAGCUCCCUGGAACCAAAGAUACCACCCAUGGACAGACCUUCCAUGCAAGAAGAAGACAGCACCAGGGAGGUGGGCCAAAGCGAAGGACAAACUCCAGAGUCUUUAGUUGAGUCUUCAGGGAGGAUGAAGCCGUUGAAAGAAGACUCCAGAGAUGAUUCCUCUCAGCUGGUGCCCAGGAUCAGAAGAGAGCAAGCGGAGAAAAGGUCAGAUCCAGGAAAUCGAUCACUAAAUCUUCUAACUGACCACAAUCGUGGUUCUGACCUUUCUGAUAUCACGGAGGAAGAGGAAGAAGAGGACGAGAAGGAGGAGGAAGAAGAGAAGCCAGUUUCUGGUAGGCCAGGGGAGAUGAAAUGGAAUCCAAGUGAAUAUGGCAGCAGAGAAAAUGGAGACAAGUUGGAUCUUGGUGAUACUGACAGUGAUGAAGAAAUCUUGGAACGGAUUCUGGAAAUGCCAUUGCAAAAAAAUUGCAGCAAGGCUCUAUUUAGUAUUCCUGAAGUGACUGAAGAGGAGGAGGAGCAAGAACAGGAAGAUGAUGAUGAUGAUGAUGAUGAUGAUGAUGAAGGCUGGGACCCGGUCCUAAACCAACCUAUUUCCAUCCCUCUGAAAAAGAAGACUGUGGGAAGCUUCCAGAGUAAGCUUCCUAAUCAUACCAGAAGAAUUCAAGGUCCUCUCUGUUCUUGGUCUAAAAGAAACCACAAUCUUUCAGAGCUGAUCUUACCUGAAAAGACCCUUCUACAGACGUUUAGAGGGGAGUGUAUGAAUGAAACGUCCAGUUGCUCUAGAAGAUGGGAUGGUGAAGAUAUGACCUAUCAGUGGGAUGAUCGAAAGAAACCAUCAAGAUCUCCUCUUUUGGAAUGGAGAAAAUCCAGUCAUUGCAAGGAGAAGACUCGUGUCCAACCCCAGGGACAUAGGAAGCGAAAAGGAGACAUCCGCGAGCCCAGUGUUUCUCUGCGGAGCAAUUCCUACUACACUGGAGGUGGUCUUUACAGAGCGCAGAGCCUCACAGAGAAUUUGGAUGUGAUCACCAACCUUGAGACGGAGGAUGACUUGAAGCUGUGCAGCUGGGCAGGGCAAAGGCCUGAUCAAAUUUCUUCAAGGAGAAUGAUGCCCCAAGAGAAAAGGGAGAAAGCUGUGCAAGGCCUCCCCCGCUGCCUCAGCCCAGAGAAUUUGGAGAUUGACAUUGAGUAUGAUUCAAAUGAGGAAGAGGAUUUAACCAUCACUUCCACGCCAGUGAGCCUGUUGAGUUCAGAUGGGAGGGCUGAUGGAUCACCAACAGAUUGUGAGGAGGAAUGGAGUGACUGCUCCAGCCAGUCAGGAUCAGUCCAAUCCAGUGGGCGACGAGAACUGAAGCGAUCCAAUAGUUGGGAGGGAGAGAGCACGGAUUGGAGCACAUCUCCCAGCCAUUCAUCUGGACAUGGUGGAUGGAGGAAGAAGGUCAAUGGUGGCCCAGAAGAAUGGAACAGGACUCGGGAGAAAAGUCCCUCUGUCUUGGGAGCCAGGCCAGAGCAGGCUUGGAAGGAGGGCCCACUUGGGCAAACAUGGGUGACAGGUAGUCCCGGGUUGUUGGACUCAACAUCUUACCAGACCCCUGUCCAGAGAGACAGAAGAUCUUCGAGAAAAAGUCAAGAAGGGACCCCACCACUCAGUAGAACUAUUGGAACUCGGAGGAGUGAAUCAGCAGAUGACAAGGGCUCAGCACGUCUGUUUGUGGCUCUUUUUGAUUAUGAUCCUGUUUCGAUGUCCCCUAAUCGGGAUGCUGCCGAAGAGGAGCUCCCAUUUCAAGAGGGCCAGAUUCUGAAGGUCUAUGGUCACAAAGAUGCAGAUGGCUUCUACAGAGGGGAAUGUGCAGGAAGAACAGGGUUCAUACCCUGCAACAUGGUGUCUGAACUCCGGGUGGACAGUGACAGUGCAAGAAAACAGCUGUUAGAAGAAGGCCACAUUUCUACUGAUAUGCUGAUGGAAAGUCUAGGGAAUGGUGCAUUUUCUCCCCCUCCAUCGCACCCAUCAAAUCGCCCUUCAAAGCCUCGACGGUCUAAGAAAGAAUCAAUCAGGCUGGAAGAUCAGGUUCCUGAUUUAGAAGCACCUGGAAAGCAAAAUCUGAGUUCUGAGGACCCUGUAAGAACAAUGGUGGCCAUUUUUGACUACAAUCCCCAAGAGAAUUCUCCUAAUCCAGACACCGAGGUUGAGCUCAGAUUUUGUGCUGGGGACAUUGUGACUGUGCUCAGUUCCAUGGAUGAUGAUGGGUUCUACUAUGGGGAGGUAAAUGGACAGAAAGGUCUUGUUCCAUCUAAUUUCCUGGAAGCUUUGCCAGCAGACGGAGCACUGGCAAGUGAGCCAAGCCUUGGAAGGCAGCGAGUGAGAAAAAGAAGAAUCCAGUGAUGCAUGUGAGAAAGUCAAGAGAAGAGAGAAAGGCAGAGAACAAUCCUCGGUAUCCAGUAGAUCAUCUGAUACACCUUCCAUUUUUGCUUAGCACCUGGACCGUCCACUGCCCCAACACUCAUUGGGCCUCUCAAUCCUGAGACCUGCCCUUCAGAGUAAGAAGAAGAACAUAUUCCUGAAGGGAGGGAAAAUCCACCCCAGGUCAAGCAAGAAGAAUGGUGCUGAGCUCAGCUGCCAUAGAAUGUUGCAGUAAAAAAGAAAUGAAUCAUGAUGUAAUCCACAAUGGCAUUUUAUUUCCAUGGAUUGCAAGAUAUGUCAAGUGGUUUGGGAAGCAAGUAUAAGCUCCAGAAAGCGGGUUCUGUAGAGACAUCUUGCUCACAAUCUCUUCUCCAGUGUGUGGUAUCGGCUGAAAUAUAAUUCAGUGGAUGUUCCCUAUUUUACCUUUCUUCCAGAAAAUAUCUCCCUUGUUUUGGAAAUCAAAGCUUCUUUCUUAGGCUUUUUCUCUCAGCAUAUCACUUCUCUCGAUCCUUUCUUUUAUCGCCUCUUCCCAAUCUGUUGCAAGUGGACAUUUUUUUCCUCUAGGAAUUGUCCUUCCCAGAAAGAAUCGGUCAAGGAUCUAAUUUGGCUGGGUGUGGCUGAAGGGUGAUUGAAUAUAUAUUAUCUGGGAGUUCCUGCCCAAGAGCCUUCAUGUUUGCCAGUGGAAGACUCACACAGCUGUCUUCGUAUGGAUUCUUGUUUUGAUACAGCGACUUCUCUUUUUGUUGUACUCUAAUGCUAAACUGGGUAUCUUGCACAUUUCUGCCCCUGAGUAGAAAUCAGGGCAUUUACCAUUUGAUGGUAAGUUAAGGACUUAUUGAUUGCCUUCAGGUACAUAAUUCUUGUACAGUACCACUUGAUAAAUAAUUUACUGUAAUAAUACCACUAAUCAUUCCUUGGACAUCAAAUGUGAUCAACAAGCAUUAGUGGAGUGCAUAAUACCAGACAUGUCACUGGAAGGGGAAAAAAAUCACAAAAUUGUGUCUCACUAACUUUGGCCAUGUCAUGCGGGGGAAUUCAUUGGAGAAAGCAAUUAUGUUGGGAGGAGUUAGUGGUAAAAAGAAAGCAGGCCACCGAAGAACAUGAUGGCUGGAUAUGAUCAACGCUAACACCAACCAGAGCGUAGAAAAACUCGAAGAAGUUGUGCAAGAUUGGAAGAUGUGGAGAGGCCUGGCCGAUAGACUCGCUAAGAUUUGGGCACAAUUGAAUGGAUAAUAUCAUCAUCAUCAUCAUCAUUGCUAAUCAGCUGAUGGAAUUUUACUUAUCCUUACCUUUCUCACAGUUUUUCCUGGAUUACAUUCAAACAAUUUGAAACCUCUGAAUAUAAAAUCUCAUUAAUACGUUGUGUCAUCCUAUAAAGUACCAUAUAUGGGGAAAACAUAACUUCUGCUCCAGGUAUGUCCUGGGAGCUCCCACAAUGCCAGUUAAGAUGUGGGGGAAGCCUCUCAGAAGCAUCCAAAGUAUCCAGCUACUCAAGAUCUUCUAGGAAAGAGAUUUUUUUCCCCCCUGCCCUACAUUCCUGCUUCCAAUCUUUGCGUUUUCAUUAGGGAGGCUUUGACAUGCCCACCGUCUUUUGGUCCACAGAUUGUUACUGGCUAAAGGUGAGAGAAUCAGAAAGCCAGGCUCAUCCUCAGUUAGGGAGUACUCUCAUCCUCCAAAUAGUUGAAACAUGUCCAAACUUGAGAUCAUAACAUUUACCUGAUACAUGGAGAACAAAAUCCCCCAAAAUACUACCAUCUAGUAAAGCAUGGAGAUGGUGAUUAAACAGAUUUCUGGCUACAGAUCUGUAGAAUGUAUGCAGCUCGAGAAGAGUUCUAACAGCCCAUUUAGAACUUCUGUGCUAGAUAUGCAGCUUAAGUAAGCUUUCUGUUUUCCCUAGUUAGAUUCUCUGCUCAGAAUGUAAAGGUAAUAGGUCUCCUUGGCUAUUGCCUUCAGCUAUUGGUAUUCACAGAUACACUACACCUGAAAGAGAGAGGUUUCAUUUCAUCUAAUCUCAAACGAUCUCUUAUUUUUGUUCCAUGAAGUUAACUAGUUUCUCCUUUAAUACCAUCUAAGCCUAUGAGCAUUAACACAUUGUGCAAUAUAAAUUAUGUAUUUUGAGAAGGUCUCUGUCCUGAAUUUAUACUCUGUCAACAGCAUUGUUGGAUUCCCAAUGCUGGCAUUUUGAGUUUGGAAGAAAAGACUGUUUCAACCUUCGCUAAUUUGCCAACUUCCAGAUUCAUUGGGACUACAGCUUCCAUUCCCAACUUUGAACAUUGUGAGUGAAAGUCCUAAGAAUUUCAAUCCCAACAACUCUGGAGAGUACCUAUUUUAUGGAAAGCUGCUCUUUCUCUUCUAUGCCCCCUGUAUAAUUUAUAAUCCUCUGGAGUUUUUGCUUCACAGUUGCCUAGAACAAUUCUUGACCACUGCCUAUUAUUGACAUUGAGAUUGCCAGUUGACCUUGACUUAGCUUAAAUGGACCAUCAAUUGGGUUGCAUUUUCUUCAUUUCAUAAAAGAUGUUCAACUCACCCUUAGCCUAUGCCCAAGAAUAUAUCAAAAUGCAGAUUGUACUGUAUUAUGGAAACAUAACGCUUUCUUUAAAAUAGCUCUGAAUGGCAUCUUGAUUCUUUUCUUGAUAGAAGACUUCUUUGCCAGGUUCAAAGUUGGACCUAAAAUUGGAACCAUGUUCUUAUGAAGUGAAAUUCUGAGGUGAAUGUCCACUACUGAAGAAACAGAGAGAGGGGGAGAGGAAGAGAGUGGGGGGGGGGAAAGAGAGAGAAUGGCUAAGUUGGAUUAAGGUGUUGAUAUGUACAAGUAUGAGAGUGUAUUCUUUGUCCCUGGUUAUUGGCAUUCUAAACUAAGAAGGCAGCCCAGACUCGACUGGUGUCCUUCUCCUGUGGUCUGCCUUUUGUAAGAUUUCCAGCUGCUGAACAAGCAGCUCUAAUGGUGAGGGUCAGUGGGCACUGUGCCAGCCCAUGUGCCUAGCCUGUGGGAAGGGGUACCUCUUAUUCAGAGGUGACCCCAUUUCAUGACUGAGAGAUUUGUGUGUGCGUGUUUUAAUAAAUGUGUCCCCCAUUCUUGCAGCCAAUGUACCUCUGCAUGUUUGUUGGGAGAAGGAACCAUUCUUGUUUUGUUCAGUAUGGAUUAUUGAGAGGGGACGUUGGAUGAGCUAUGUUUUUAUUUAAAAAAUAAUAAUUUAUUAUAUUAAAGUCUAUUUUCACAAAAAAUCAA
Messenger RNA from Pantherophis guttatus, 9994 nucleotides. RefSeq names its product TSPO associated protein 1 (gene TSPOAP1). The record is from RefSeq and is a predicted model, not a curated record. Lineage: Eukaryota; Metazoa; Chordata; Lepidosauria; Squamata; Colubridae. Gene Ontology annotation, molecular function: benzodiazepine receptor binding.